AUGAAGACUCUGACAUCUCGACCAAACGGGCACCUUGAUAGCCAUGGUCGGAUUCCCCACAUCCCGGCGCCGGUUAUCGGGCGGGACUCGCACGACGUCACAAAGUGGGGGUUCGGGUUGUCUCAACCAGCUGAAUGCGAUAUGUUUUCAAGCAGUUUGAACCCUCCUUUAAACCCUCGGGUAAACUGUGUGUAUCGGAGCGCUACCAAAAUGACCGGAGUGAAGCUGCAGCCAACAAGAUUUGUGAGAUCGGUUCUCAAAUCCUUCAUGGCCGAGUCUGGUCUGGAGCCGAGGGUGGUGAAGCUACGUGUUGUGAAUGCAUCGAAGGGCAGAGUUGAUCUUGAGCUGGACAUAACGAAAGACCACACACUACUUACAAACCCUCACAAGAACCGCCUCAAGAUCAUCCAUGGAGGCACAAUUGCCAGUCUGGUCGACCUGGGUGGCUCCCUAGCCGUCGCCUCGGAAGGUCUGUAUGCUACUGGCGUUUCCACAGACCUAAACGUCACCUACCUCAAAUCGGGGGGCAAAGUGGGAGAUAAGCUUCAAGCGGUUGCGGAGUGCGAAAAGAUUGGCCCAACCUUGGCCUUCACCAAGGUUACCUUUACGAACCCCCUGGGAGAACUGGUAGCCAGGGGCAGCCAUACCAAAUAUGUCAAGGCAGCAUGGAAAGGAAGCCACCCAUAUACUCCUCCCGAGGGGGCUGAGAUUGCGGAUGAAGUUGACUGA
This is a messenger RNA of Podospora anserina S mat+, 729 nucleotides long. RefSeq lists its product as uncharacterized. The record is from RefSeq and is a predicted model, not a curated record. Gene Ontology annotation, molecular function: fatty acyl-CoA hydrolase activity. Bases 1 to 729 code for a protein of 242 amino acids. The transcript has 6 exons. NCBI's taxonomy places the organism in Eukaryota, Fungi, Ascomycota, Sordariomycetes, Sordariales, Podosporaceae.